Messenger RNA from Notothenia coriiceps (black rockcod), 1756 nucleotides. Its product is annotated as MICAL-like protein 2. The transcript has 7 exons. NCBI's taxonomy places the organism in Eukaryota, Metazoa, Chordata, Actinopteri, Perciformes, Nototheniidae. The record is from RefSeq and is a predicted model, not a curated record. The coding region runs from base 465 to 1751 and encodes 428 amino acids. Gene Ontology annotation, molecular function: protein binding.
UGUGAUUACUCUGCAUGAACACACACACACACACACACACACACACACACACACACACACACACAAACACACACAAACACACAUAGAGGGUUACAAGAAGACACAGAAAGCGGACUAAACUCCACCCAUAUGCCCAUAUGCCGCGUAACUGUCGACCUUUCGCAGGUGUCACAUUCAGUUUCUCCUCAGACGCAAAAGGGUGAUUCCCACACACUCACACUUUGACACACACACACACGCACACGCACACGCACACACACACACUCACACUCACACUCACACUCACACAGAGUCCUGGCUCUCCGUCUGUCAUUUCCUGGAUCCAGCGUGCCCAAGCUGCUGUGGAAACUUUUAAGCAGUGUGUUGUUGAAAGGAAGGAGGGAGGAACGAGUGGGGGAGCUCCGGGAGAUCAACAGUCGCUCUGCUGCACUCGAACUUGGAUCAGUCCGCCUCUGAGCUCCGGGAUGUCGGCCGUGAAGGCUCUGCAGCAGUGGUGCCGGCUCCGCUGCGACGGAUACCGGGAUGUGACCAUCACCAACAUGACCACCUCCUUCAGGAGCGGCAUGGCUUUCUGUGCCCUGAUACACAAACACAGACCCGAUCUCAUAGACUUUGAUUCACUGAAUAAGGAGGAUGUUUAUGAAAACAACAAACUGGCCUUCAGGGUCGCGGAGGAGUUGGGAAUUCCAGCGCUGUUGGAUGCAGACGACAUGGUGGCACUUAAAGUUCCUGACCGUCUCAGUAUCCUCACAUACGUGUCGCAGUACUACAACUUCUUCCAUGGACGCUCCCCGAUCGGGGGUUUGGCAGGUAUAAAGCGCCCGGCGGACGGCCCCUCAGACGGCACCUCAGGCGAACCGUCUGGGAAGAAGAACCAGCCGGUGGUGGCGAAGGUGUUUCCAUCUUCAAAACCGGCCAGAGAGAACAGCCCUCCGCCCUCCGUCAACAUCACACGGCCCUCUUCCUCCCCGAGACAGACCAGAAGUACCACAAAGGAUGUUGUGGUGGAGAAACGUCAUCAGACAAGCACCUUAAGCAACAAGUGUGGGUCCUGCAACGAGCAUGUUCACCUGGUGCAGCGACACCUAGUGGACGGGAAGCUCUAUCACAGGCACUGUGCAAAGGCAAUGUCGCCUUCAAACCCCACUGCACCUUUCAGAGGUUUAGCCACAAACACUCCUGUUUCCAGAUUCACGGCUUUAUUAGAACCAGCCCAAACCAAACCAACGCCUCCAAACCAUCAAACUCCUUCAACUCCUCCAUCUUACCAAGCUCACAAAACUCCUUUAACUCCUCCAUCUUACCGAGGUCACAAAACUCCUUCAAGUCCUCCAUCUCAAACCCGUGCAACACCUCCAACUCCUUCAACUCCUCCAUCUUACCGAUCUCAUAAAACAAAUCCAACUCAAACUCCUGCAACUCCUCCAUCUUACCGAGCUCACAAAACUCCUUCAAGUCCUCCAUCUUACCGAGCUCACAAAACUCCUUCAAGUCCUCCAUCUUACCGAGGUCACAAAACUCCUUCAACUCCUCCAUCUCAAACCCGUGCAACACCUCCAACUCCUUCAACUCCUCCAUCUUACCGAGGUCACAAAACUCCUUCAACUCCUCCAUCUUACCGAGCUCACAAAACUCCUUCAACUCCUCCAUCUCAAACCCGUGCAACACCUCCAACUCCUUCAACUCCUCCAUCUUACCGAACUCAUACAACUAAUCCAACUCCUCCGACUAAUACUCCCUCCAGAUUGUAAGAUGG